AUGACAUCUGCGCAAGAUUUCAAACUUGAGAGAUGGACAUUGUCCUCCAACGAUGCAUUGAAAAUAUCAAUUGUCAAUAAUUCAGAAGAUAAAGCCAUUCAAUUUAAGCCAAAUUUCACUUAUCCACUUUAUGGUGAUAAAGAAACUAUAUUCGGAUUUAAAGAUUUAACAAUUCAUUUGGUGUUUGACUCAGUAACGUUUAAGCCAUUUAUUAAUGCCAAAUAUAGUACUUCUGUUAAGAAUUAUGAUGAUGUUCUCAAAAUACUGGGUGAUAAUUUACCAGAGAACGAUUUUAUUAUGAAAGAUGAGAAUAAAUGGAGAGAUAUCUGUAAAAAUGAGCACAAAACUUACAGCCUGCCUGAUGAGAAAUAUAAGAUCGGAGAAUAUGCAAUCGACAAUUCAAACAAAUUUGCCAUCUAUAAGGUUAAGCUAUCAGAAGACCCAAACUUAUUAAAGCUUCAUCGUAGAAUACAGAUUCUUUCACUAUUUUUCAUCGAAGGUGCAUCAUAUAUAGACACUGAAGAACCACUUUGGGAUAUUUAUUGGCUAUUUAAUAUGGAAACAAAGGAAUGUAUAGGUUUUGCAACAACUUAUAAAUAUUGGUAUUAUGGUGGUCAUUUAAACUUCGAUAGCCAAAAUUACAAAAGACAAUAUAGAGCUAAAAUAUCACAAUUUUUGAUUCUUCCCCCAUAUCAGGGUAAGGGUCAUGGCACCCAAUUUUAUUCUCACAUAUAUGAUUCAUGGAAAACAGAUCUCUCUGUUGUUGAAGUAACCAUAGAAGAUCCAAAUGAAAGUUUUGAUGAUCUUAGAGAUAUAAAUGAUUUGAUGAUGUUAUCUGAAGAAAACUUUUUUACCUCUCUCGAGAAUAAACUUCAGAAUAAUAAUCUUCAAAUAUCUGUAUGGCUUGAAGAUCAAAGAACACGCUUUAAAUUAGAAAAAAGACAAUUUGAGAGAUGUGUGGAAAUGAUACUUCUUUAUCUACAAAGUGAUAAAGAGUAUAAUGCUUUUGUUAAGAAAAGAUUAUAUCGAAAAAAUUUUGAAGCUUUAAAUGACAUUCCAGAUAAUGAUGGCAAGAUUAAAGCAAUUAACAAUUCUUUCAACCUAUUGACAGAAGACUAUCACCGUAUUUUAGAAAAAUUUUCGAAUUUUAAAAGAAGAUAUAACCAGAAGUAA
Messenger RNA from Arxiozyma heterogenica, 1173 nucleotides. RefSeq names its product histone acetyltransferase catalytic subunit HAT1 (gene HAT1). The record is from RefSeq and is a predicted model, not a curated record. Gene Ontology annotation, biological process: subtelomeric heterochromatin formation. NCBI's taxonomy places the organism in Eukaryota, Fungi, Ascomycota, Saccharomycetes, Saccharomycetales, Saccharomycetaceae. Gene Ontology annotation, molecular function: histone H4 acetyltransferase activity; histone binding. The coding region runs from base 1 to 1173 and encodes 390 amino acids. Gene Ontology annotation, cellular component: nucleus. The transcript has a single exon.